Messenger RNA from Enhydra lutris kenyoni (northern sea otter), 7317 nucleotides. Its product is annotated as histone-lysine N-methyltransferase, H3 lysine-79 specific-like. Gene Ontology annotation, biological process: regulation of transcription regulatory region DNA binding; DNA repair; DNA damage checkpoint signaling. Gene Ontology annotation, molecular function: histone H3K79 methyltransferase activity. Gene Ontology annotation, cellular component: nucleus. The record is from RefSeq and is a predicted model, not a curated record. The transcript is spliced from 29 exons. Lineage: Eukaryota; Metazoa; Chordata; Mammalia; Carnivora; Mustelidae. The coding region runs from base 54 to 5174 and encodes 1706 amino acids.
CGCCCCUCCCCCAACCUCCCGACUAGCAUGGUGCGGCGGCCGCGCUCGCCGACAUGGGGGAGAAGCUGGAGCUGAGGCUCAAGUCGCCCGUGGGGGCCGAGCCCGCCGUCUACCCGUGGCCGCUGCCGGUCUACGACAAACACCACGACGCUGCUCAUGAAAUCAUUGAGACCAUCCGGUGGGUCUGUGAGGAGAUCCCGGACCUCAAGCUUGCUAUGGAGAAUUAUGUUCUCAUCGACUACGACACCAAAAGCUUCGAAAGCAUGCAGAGGCUCUGUGACAAGUACAACCGUGCCAUCGACAGCAUCCACCAGCUGUGGAAGGGGACCACGCAGCCCAUGAAGCUGAACACACGGCCAUCCAACGGGCUCCUGCGGCACAUCCUGCAGCAGGUCUACAACCACUCGGUGACGGACCCCGAGAAGCUCAACAACUACGAGCCCUUCUCCCCGGAGGUGUACGGGGAGACCUCCUUUGACUUGGUCGCUCAGAUGAUCGACGAGAUCAAGAUGACUGAGGACGACCUGUUUGUGGACCUGGGCAGUGGAGUGGGCCAGGUCGUGCUACAGGUCGCCGCGGCCACCAACUGCAAGCAUCACUACGGCGUGGAGAAAGCGGACAUCCCAGCCAAGUACGCGGAGACCAUGGACCGAGAGUUCAGGAAGUGGAUGAAAUGGUAUGGAAAAAAGCAUGCAGAAUACACACUGGAAAGGGGCGACUUCCUCUCAGAAGAGUGGAGAGAACGGAUUGCCAACACAAGUGUUAUAUUUGUGAAUAACUUUGCCUUUGGUCCUGAGGUGGAUCACCAGCUGAAGGAGCGGUUUGCCAACAUGAAGGAAGGUGGCAGAAUCGUGUCUUCGAAGCCCUUCGCACCUCUGAACUUUAGAAUAAACAGCAGAAACUUGAGCGACAUUGGCACCAUCAUGCGGGUCGUGGAGCUCUCGCCCCUGAAGGGCUCAGUGUCCUGGACGGGGAAGCCGGUCUCCUACUACCUGCACACCAUCGACCGCACCAUACUUGAAAACUAUUUUUCUAGUCUGAAAAAUCCAAAACUCAGGGAGGAGCAAGAGGCAGCUCGGCGGCGGCAGCAGCGGGAAGGCAAGAGCGCCACGACCACUCCCACCAAGGGGCCCGAGAGCAAGGCUGCCGCGCCUGCGGACGCCCCGAUGGACUCGGGGGCCGAGGAGGAAAAAGCCGGGGCCACCACCAUCAAAAAGCCGUCCCCCUCCAAAGCCCGGAAAAAGAAGCUGAAUAAAAAAGGGCGGAAGAUGGCCGGCCGGAAGCGUGGGCGCCCCAAGAAGAUGAGCACUGCGAACCCCGAGCGUAAGCCCAAGAAGAGCCAAACCGCACUGGACCUCCUGCACGCCCAGGCCGCGCCGCAGACGGCAGCGCCCUCGCCGCAGGACGCGUACAAGUCACCUCAUAGCCCGUUUUACCAGCUACCUCCCAGCGUGCAGCGGCGCCCCCCCGACCAGCUGCUGCUGGCUCCCACCCCGCCCGCACUGCAGAAGCUGCUAGAGUCCUUCAAGAUUCAGUACUUGCAGUUCUUGGCCUACACCAAGACCGCCCAGUAUAAGGCCAGCCUGCAGCAGCUGCUGGACCAGGAGAAGGAGAAGAACGCCCGGUUGCUGGGCGCCGCGCAGCAGCUGUUUGGCCACUGCCAGGCCCAGAAGGAGGAGAUCAAGAGGCUCUUCCAGCAGAAGCUGGACGAGCUGGGAGUGAAGGCGCUGACCUACAACGACCUGAUCCAGGCGCAGAAGGAGAUCUCGGCCCACAACCAGCAGCUGCGGGAGCAGACGGAGCAGCUGCAAAAGGACAAUGGGGAGCUGAGGACGCAGAGCCUGCGGCUGCUCAAGGCUCGGUGUGAAGAGCUGAAGCUGGACUGGUCCACGCUGUCCCUGGAGAACCUGCUGAAGGAGAAGCAGGCCCUGAGGACCCAGAUCUCCGAGAAGCAGAGGCACUGUCUGGAGCUGCAGAUCAGCAUUGUGGAGCUGGAGAAGAGCCAGCGGCGGCAGGAGCUUCUGCAGCUGAAGUCGUGCGUGCCGCCUGACGACGGCCUGUCAGCGCACCUGCGCGGGAAGGGCGCCCUGGGCCGGGAGCUGGAGGCUGAGCCUGGCCGUCUGCACCUCGACCUGGACGGCCCCAAGUUCUCACUGCCCCACUUGAGCAGCGCUAGCCCGGAGCUCUCCAUGAACGGCCAUGUGGCCGGCUACGAGGUGUGUGGUGCGCUGAGCCGGCCCUCGUCCAAGCAGAACACGCCCCAGUACCUGGCCUCCCCGCUGGACCAGGACGUCGUGCCCUGCACCCCGAGCCACGGUGGCCGGCCGCGGCUCGAGAAGAUGGCGGGCCUGGCCUUGCCCGACUACACCCGGCUCUCCCCGGCCAAGCUGGUGCUGAGGCGGCACCUCAGCCAGGACCACGCGGCUGGCGGCAAGCCUGCGGCCGGCGAGCUGCACCCGCGAGCUGAGCACGCCAAGGAGAACGGCCUUCCAUACCAGAGCCCUGGCAUCGCCAACGGUAUCAAGCUGAGCCCUCAGGACCCGCGACCGUCGUCCCCCGCGGCCUUACAGAUGACAGGGGAGAGGGGCAGCGAGAAGGGUGUGAAGGAGCGCGCCUACGCCAGCAGCGGGGAGGCCAUCACCAGCCUUCCUGUCAGCAUCCCGCUCAGCACCGUGCAGCCCAGCAAACUACCCGUCAGCAUCCCCCUGGCCAGCGUGGUGCUGCCCAGCCGCGCCGAGAAGGUGAGAAGCACCCCCAGCCCUGUGUCGCAGACCCGAGAGUCCUCGUCCACACUUGAAAAGCAGAUGGGCGCUAAUGCCCAUGGCACUGGAAGCAAAAGCCUCGCUCCAGCUCCUGCAGGCUUCUACACGGGCUCCGGGGCUGUCAGCGGGGCCCUGGCAGGCAGCCCGGCCCCCCUGGCUCCCGGAGCCGAGCCCGGCGCCUUGGACGAGGUCUCAAGCUCAGGAAGCCUGUUCGCCAGCGUGGGGUCCUGUGGCUCCGCCCCGCAGCACCCGCCCCUUCUCCCACAGUCCCGCGGCUCCGCUGCGGCCUCCCCCGCCCACCCGCUCUGCGCCAGCCCGCGGCUUAGCAGCGCUGCCCAGGGCCCGCUGCCCGAGGCCAACAAAGGGGACCUUCCCUCCGAGGCCGGCGUCUCAGACCCCGAGGGCGAGGCCAAGAGGAGGAUCGUCUUUACCAUCUCAGCUGGCGGCGGCGCCAAACAGUCGCCUCCUGGCAAACCCAGCCCUCUGCCCACGGGCGCCCGCGGGGACAGCGGCCAGGGUCAUGGGCCGGACAGCCGUAAGCGGGGCAGGAGGAAGCGGGCGGCGGCCGGGACCCCCAGCCUGAGCUCUGGCGUGUCGCCCAAGCGUCGGGCUCUGCCGUCCGUUGCCGGCCUCUUCACACAGUCUUCAGGGUCCCCGCUGAACCUCACCUCGAUGGUCAGCAACAUUAACCAGCCUUUGGAAAUCACGGCCAUCUCGUCCCCCGAGAGCCUGAAGAGCUCCCCUGUCCCUUACCAGGACAACGACCAGCCGCCCAUUCUCAAGAAGGAGAAGCCCUUGAGCCAGACCAAUGGGGCCCACUACUCCCCACUGACCUCAGACGAGGAGCAGGGCUCCGAGGACGAGCCGGGCAGCGCCAGAAUUGAGAGGAAAAUUGCAACCAUCUCCUUAGAAAGCAAAUCUCCUCCAAAAACCUUGGAAAGUGGUGGUGGCCUGACCGGGAGGAAGCCGGCGCCUGCCAGCGAGCCCGCCAACAGCAGCAAGUGGAAAUCCACCUUCUCGCCCAUCUCCGACCUCGGCCUGGCCAAGUGCGCCGACAGCCCGCUGCAGGCCAGCUCCGCCCUGAGCCAGAACUCCCUGUUCACUUUCCGGCCACCCCUAGAGGAGCCUGGCCUGGCCGAUGCCAAGCUGGCUGCCCACCCGAGGAAGGGCUUUCCCGGUGCCCUGGCGGGGUCCGGGGGACUAAGCCCCAGCAGCAACCCUCCCAACGGCUUCGCCUUCAGCGGGGGCCUGACCGCCGACCUCAGUUUACACAGCUUCAGCGAUGGUGCUUCUCUCUCCCACAAGAUCCCGGAGGCGGCCAGCCUGAGCGGCCCCCUGAGCUUUCCCACCCCGCGGGGCAAGGAGGGUGCCGCUGCAGAGCCCGGCACCUUCGUGAACAAGAGGCAGCUGGACGGACUGAGUGGCCCCAAGGGCAGAGAGGCGGGCGAGCCGGGCCUCCCAGCAUGUGGGCCCCCAGACAAGGCCUCGCUGACGCACAGCAAGCCGGGCAAGGGCCGGGACCGCGAGCCCGACUUGAAGAAUGGCCACAACCUCUUCAUUUCUGCCGCCACGGUGCCUCCCGGGGGCCUUCUCAGCGGCCCGGGCCUCGCCACAGCGGCGUCCUCGACGGUCAGCGCGGCUCCCUCAGCCCAGACACACCGCCCCUUCCUGGGCACCUUUGCCCCCGGCCCGCAGUUCGCCCUGGGUCCCAUGUCCCUGCAGGCCAACCUGGGCUCGUCCGUGCUGCAGUCCCUGUUCAGCUCCGUGCCGGCCGCCGCUGGCCUGGUGCACGUCUCAUCCGCCGCGACCAGACUGACCAACUCGCACGCCAUGGGCAGCUUCUCCUCUGGGGUGGCAGGCGGCGCAGUUGGAGGUGUCUUUAACCACGCGGUGCCUUCCGCCUCCGCUCGUCCGUUUGGAGCCAGUUUCGGCGGCGGGGCAGCGUGUCGCAGCGGCACGCUGGGCUUAACCGCGCUGCAGGCGGUGGCUGGCGCCCCCGCGUCUUCCUUUCAGGCCCCGCCCCCGCCCCCGCAGGGGCAGCCCGCCCUCCCCGCACCCCCUCCCCCUAACGCUGCCUUGCCUCCUGCCCCUGCGCUGCUCCCGGCUAACCCUGAGCCCGUGCUUCUGCAGAACCUUGCGUCCCUCCCGGCUAACCAGGCUUUCUUACCCGCCGCCUCUGCCGCCUCUCUGCAGCCUGCUAACGCCUCUCUGUCCGUCAAGCUCGCCUCCCUCCCGCACAAGGCCCCCCGCCCCUCCUUCACGGUGCACCACCAGCCCCUGCCCGGGCUGGCCCUGGCCCAGGCUGCGCCCGUGAUCCCACAGGCCAGCUCCACGGGGCCGUCUGCCGUGUGGGUUUCCCUUGGCAUGCCGCCUCCGUAUGCCGCGCGCCUUGCGGGGGUUAAGCCGAGAUAAAGACCUUGCUUAGCUAGACGUUCGUAUUCUGUAAGGUAACUAGGAUUUCUACCUCAACCGCGAGACCUAUGCAAGGCCGGCCCGGCCGGUGGCCCCAGGACGGCGAGGACGGACCGCAGACAGGGACGAGGCUCUACUGUGAAUCCGCACUGUGCAGACCCGCAGAGGCGCUGGGGCCCGGCCGCGGCUCAUGCUGUCGAUAGUUUUAGAUAAAGUAUUUAUCGUUUUUUAAAAAGUAUAAACAACUCUGACUUAUUUUACUCCACCGAAGUCAUAAGGCGACCCGUUGAGAAGUGUAAGUACUGUGUGUGAGAGGACCUACCUACCGACGUCCCGGAGGCCCGCCUGCCGCCGCGCCGGCCGCCGUCCCGGUGCUAUCUCCACGCGGGCCUUGGCCCGCUUGCGCUCUUGGUGCUGACUGGAGGUUGAGCAACGCCAAACCAGGCCGUGAGGCGCCUGCCCUAUUUAUUCCCGCCGCUCUUCCUAUACCAAAGGCACGGCCGUCUCCAGGCAGAGGGUGGCUGGCUCUGUCGUGACAUUCCUCAGAAAAGGCCCUGUCCCCGAGGGGGCGCCCGCCCCCACCCCAUCACUGUGAACGGCUCCUGCAGACUGGUGGCCGCUCGGGCCUGGCGUCGGCGCCUUUGGCAUAGGAACGGCCGGCGGGCGCGGGCCCGGUCAGAGCCUCCCCUGUCGUGCGCGGCCCCGUUCUGGGUGGUGCUUGAGGAAGGGCUGGUACCCGACCCCAGCGGCAGCGGGCCCGGUGCAGCAAGUGCAUUUACUUUGGUUCCGCUCGGCUCGGGCUCCCCCCUGCGGUCCGCCGGAGCGUGCGGCGAGCUCCCGGCACGGGCGCUGGGCAGUCAAGGGGGCUGGGCUGUCUGUACAGAAGAGAGUCACGCUGAGGAGUGACAGUAUUUUAUAGAGAUGUGAUAAAAAUUUAUAAAUUUCAUAGACUUGACUUCAUAUAUUUUUAGAUUGUAUAAUGCACAGUAAACUAAAGAAGAAAAAGUGAGGGGAAAACCUUUCUAUUUAUUCAAGUGCACACAGUGGCACGGGCCCAGGGCCGGCCCUCCGCCCCCAACUGCGUGCCCACGGUUCCUGGGGCGGAGUGCUUGGCCCCGUGCCCUGCCCGAGGCCCUCUGGCCCUUCCCUGCUGCUCCGCUGCAGCCCCACCCGCCCUGCAGCCGCUGUGAUGGUGCCUGGGAGUGAAGGUGCUGGGAGUGGGUGCUGGGAGUGAAGGUGCUUGGUAGUGAGUGCCCCUCCCUGCAUUCACCGGCCAGGGCAGAGCCGGGAGAGCUGUCCAGAUGCUUCCAGAAAGUGCCAGCAGGAUUCUCCAGCUCCUCCAGCGUAACAGUCUGACCAGCGUCAUGUCUGUGCGCAGUCUUCAAAAGGGUGCGUCCAGAAGUCCCCAGGCCCCUGAAAGGGCGAAGUCAGCCAAGGUCCUGGCAGGGGGCCCUGGACCCCAAGAUGGGUGCUUUAGGAAGGGCUGAGCUGGUGAGGUAGGAGCCCUGUUCUCAGGUGCUUGCACCCACCGAGGAACACCGGGAACUUGCCUCUUCCCAGAGGUGGGCUGUGCAUCACGGGUGGGCCCUGAGCUCCUGCCUGGGGAGGGUCAGGGCACCAGGCCGGCCUGGCCUGCUUCCUCCUGAUCCCCACUCUCCUGAGGGGCAGGCAGAUGCCUUGAGGCACGCGGGCCAAAGAAGGCCACCGCAGGGCCCUUUCCGGCCUGCAGCCGCCUCCUGAAAGCAGACUGAUCCGUGCGGCGCAGGUCUGGCCGUCGGCGGCUCCCUGGUUCCCCCAGGCAGGGGCCUGCCAGAGCUCUGCUUUCCUGCCUGCCCUGGGGGUGGCCCAGAGCAAUAGUUGAGGCAGAAGAUGGUGCUCGUGAUGGGUUCUUGAAACUGGCCCGUCCUUCCGUAACUGGCCGCCCUGGCUCCUGCCCUCUGGGUUGGUGCUCCCGGCGCAUGAAGGUGCUGUGCCUCUCCCCUGUGAACCCAAACCCCCGCCCCCCAGGACAGGGCAGUGUUUGCUCCCCCCCAUCAGGCGCACAGGGCUCCCUGAAAAGAUAUAGGGUGGAUGGCAGAGGUCAUACAGGAGUCCCCGGGGUAGAACAGAGCAGCCCUGUCCAGGCACACGGCACGUCACCUCC